This is a messenger RNA of Protomyces lactucae-debilis, 1068 nucleotides long. RefSeq names its product G protein alpha subunit. NCBI's taxonomy places the organism in Eukaryota, Fungi, Ascomycota, Taphrinomycetes, Taphrinales, Protomycetaceae. Gene Ontology annotation, cellular component: heterotrimeric G-protein complex. Gene Ontology annotation, biological process: adenylate cyclase-activating G protein-coupled receptor signaling pathway. Gene Ontology annotation, molecular function: GTP binding; G-protein beta/gamma-subunit complex binding; GTPase activity. Bases 1 to 1068 code for a protein of 355 amino acids. The record is from RefSeq and is a predicted model, not a curated record. The transcript is spliced from 3 exons.
AUGGGCUCAUGCUUCAGUUCCGAUGCAGGCGCACAAACGACAGAGAAGGCAUCUGCUGCUAUUGACAGACAAAUCGAGGAAGACUCCAAGCGACUCAAGAAGGAAUGCAAGAUCCUACUCCUCGGCUCUGGCGAAUCCGGCAAGACGACUAUUGUCAAGCAGAUGAAAAUUAUCCAUCAAACAGGCUAUUCACAAGACGAGCGAGUCAUGUUUCGUGCAACUAUCUUUAAAAAUGUGCUAGACGGCGCCAAAGCGAUUUGCGAAGCGCUAGAGAAGCUCGAAAUUAUACCUAGCAGUGUUUCAACGGCGGAAGCGGCUGAUAGAAUACUGGCCUACUCACUAGACCAAGAUCCAGGCGCAGCAUUCGAUCCAGAGUUGCAAUCGGAUAUUCUACAACUAUGGCAUGAUCCAAAUAUCGCCAACCUCAUGCUGCGGCAAAGUGAAUUUUACAUGAUGGACUCGGCACCGUAUUUCUUUGCCGAGUUGGACAGGAUAGCGCAACCGGACUACGUCCCCACCGAAGCAGAUGUCUUGCGUGCGCGUACAAAGACGACCGGUAUUUAUGAGACCCGCUUCUCGAUGGGCAACUUGAGCAUACAUAUGUUUGAUGUUGGCGGCCAACGGUCAGAGCGGAAAAAGUGGAUUCACUGCUUCGAGGCGGUGACCUCGAUCAUCUUUUGUGUUGCACUGUCAGAGUACGAUCAAGUCUUGCUGGAAGAAUCCGGCCAGAAUCGUAUGACAGAGUCACUCGUUCUAUUUGACAGCGUCAUCAACAGUCGCUGGUUUGUGCGAACAAGCAUCAUCCUCUUCCUCAACAAGAUUGACAUUUUCAAAGCAAAAUUACCGAAAGUACCGCUCGGUGACUGGUUCCCUGACUAUCAGGGCGGUGCUGAUGCCAACAAGGCUGCUAAGUAUAUCCUCUACCGAUUCACUCAAGUCAAUCGUGCAAAACUCAACAUUUACCCACACCUGACGCAAGCAACCGAUACCAGCAACAUUCGGCUCGUGUUUGCAGCCGUCAAGGAGACCAUCCUUCAGAAUGCAUUGAGAGACAGCGGCAUUCUCUAG